Messenger RNA from Prunus armeniaca (apricot), 915 nucleotides. The record is from the annotation of a GenBank genome assembly. Lineage: Eukaryota; Viridiplantae; Streptophyta; Magnoliopsida; Rosales; Rosaceae.
AUGAGAACCAAAACCCAUAUUCCAACUUUCAACUAUAAGCUUCUCCUCCUCGGAGUAUUCCUUGCUUUUGUUGUCCUCUUUGUGUUCAGGUCAAGCUUUGAUUCAUCAUCAUCAUCUUCUUCUUCUUCUUCUUCUUAUUCCAAUGAAAAAUCCACCAUUUUGCCAAAAGUACCCUUGGAUGAGAAAGAAGCCGAGGAUGAUGAAAGAUCAACAAAAUGUGACACCCCAUUGACUUGCAACAAAAUCCCACCCUCCCUAGCCAAAGCUCUAAUCCACUACACAACCUCAACCAUCACCCCACAGCAAACCCUGAAAGAAAUCUCAGUCACAUCAAAGGUCCUAGACAAGAAAUCACCCUGCAACUUCCUCGUCUUCGGCCUAGGCCACGACAGCCUCAUGUGGAGCUCCCUCAACCACGGGGGACGCACGAUUUUCCUCGAAGAGGACGAGUCGUGGAUCGAGCAAAUCCAACGCCGUUUCCCCAUGUUGGAGUCAUACCAUGUCACAUAUGACAGCAAGGUGAACCAGGCUGACAAUCUCAUGGAUGUUGGGAAGGGCCCCGAGUGCACAGCAGUUGGUGAUCCUAGGUAUAGCAUGUGCCAGCUGGCACUCAAGGGCUUGCCUAGUGAGGUUUACGAUAUCAAAUGGGAUUUGAUUAUGGUGGAUGCGCCCACAGGGUAUCAUGAUGAAGCACCGGGACGAAUGAGCGCCAUAUACACAGCUGGGAUGAUGGCUAGGAACAAAGAGGAGGGAGUGACUGAUGUGUUUGUGCAUGAUGUGAAUAGGGUUGUUGAAGAUAACUUCUCCAAGGCUUUCCUUUGUGUAGGUUACAUGAAAAAGCAACAAGGGAGGUUGAGGCACUUCAAUAUUCCUAGUCACAGGGAUGGUUCCCACAGGCCCUUUUGCCCUGAGUAG